AUCCUUAUUUCAUCUGAGCAUAAUUUGCGAGAUCCCAUCCGAGAUGGCUGAAAAAUCGGAAACUCUGGUCACCAAGGACGAAAAGGUGGCCGAAGCAAAGGAACUGUUUGGACGCGGCAGUCGAAAUUACUUCAUGAAAGAUUACACUAAUGCCGCGGAUGAUUUGAGUGCCUGUUGUGCCAUCUAUUCGGAACUUUACGGCCCGACAGCCGAAGAAUGCGGCAUGCCGUACAUGCUCUACGCCAAAUCGCUCAUCGCUUUGGGUAAGGAUGAGAACGCUUUGAUUGUGCCCGGCGAAGAAGAGGAAGGUGAAGGUGAAGAUGGCGAAGUUGAGAGCGCAGAACAAGAUAACCAACCGGAAGACGGUGAGGCUGGAAGUGCCGAUCAAUCUGAAGAAAAAUCUGAUGAGAAGCCUGCGGAUAAACCCGCCGAAAAUGACACUGAAAAAGCAGAAGCAGAUGCCGGAUCAUCAAAAGAAGAGGCAGAACCACAACCAGGUCCGUCGACAUCGAAUGGGGCAGAAGCUACUGAAACGACGGAAGAAUCCGAAGAGGGUGAAGGAGAUAAAACCAACUUGAAAGUUGCUUGGGAAAUCCUCGAGCUCGCCGUCAAGAUUUUCAGAGACCAAGGUGAAAAAUCUUACGAAAAUAUGUCUGAUUGUUACUCAGAGCUGGCUGGUAUUUCAUUUGAGAACAGUCAUUUCCCGGAAGCCAUCACUGACUACAAAAAAUCGUUGGCUGUAUACGAUAAAUGUGGAAAGAAUGAUAAUCGUUUAAAGGCUGAAGUUUACUACAAAAUCGGCCUGUGUCAUUUAAUGAUAAACGAAUUCAAGGAUUCGAUAGAGGCCUUCCGAGAUGCCUGCUCUCAAUUGGAUAAGGUGAUCGAGCAGGAAAAGGCCAAGGAACAGAAUGACGAAACUAAGGCUGCUAUCAAGGAUCUCGAAGAAACUAAACAAGAAAUUAUGGAUAAAAUCAGCGAAGUGGAGGAUACACAGAAAACGUCCAUCGAAGAAGUCAAACGUGAGCUCGCCAAAAUUAUCGUCAACGGUGAAACGUCCAACGGCUUCGGUGCUGCCGGAUCUUCGUCUUCGGCUGCUACGAAUGGUGCGUCCUCUUCGUCAGCGUCAGCCAGUGCAACCAAGAAUGGAACCGAUAAACCAACUGACAUCUCCCACCUGAUAAAGCGAAAGAAGCCCGAUUCUGCCGCCGCCGAUGUCGAGGGUUCUCCCGCUAAGAAAACUGCCGUUGAAUCAGAAAAACCCAGUGAAUAAGUAUCUCUAUGUUGCUUCUUUCUUUCCUUUAAUGAAACGUAAGAUCUAGUUACGUUUUGUUAACCUUAAUGCACUUUUACUUUUCUUUUUAUGUUCAAAGUACGUUGAAUUUUAAAUUUUUUCCGUCUUGUUUAAGAAAUACUUUUAAGAUUAAAUUAGAAGGUGGAAUGCGAAAAUUCACAACAAACAAUCAGACUAAA
Molecule: messenger RNA, 1470 nt
Organism: Uranotaenia lowii
Lineage: Eukaryota; Metazoa; Arthropoda; Insecta; Diptera; Culicidae
Product: protein NASP homolog
Exons: 2
Coding region: 44-1270 (408 amino acids)
Biological process (GO): DNA replication-dependent chromatin assembly; CENP-A containing chromatin assembly
Cellular component (GO): nucleoplasm
Molecular function (GO): histone binding
Source: RefSeq, a predicted model, not a curated record